AUGUCUAAAUCAAGGUCCUCCUCUCUUUCCACACAUGCCGCUAAUUUAUCAUCUAAAACAGGUGCUAACCAAUCAAAAUUUUUUAAAACUUUUGGUGACGAUAUAUGGAAGAAUAAAAUUGAAAAAGUUAACGCAGAAUUAUUCAUAAUGACAUAUGGUGUUAUUGUACAGCAAUUAUGUCAAGAUUUUAAUAAUGAUUACAUGAAGAUCAAUGAAAAUUUAUUUUCUAUGGGAUAUAAUAUUGGUGUAAGGUUAAUUGAGGAUUUUUUGGCAAGGACUGCAUUACCACGUUGUCCAAACAUGAUAAUGACCAGUGAAGUAAUCACUAAAGUAGCAUUCAAAGUAUUUCUUAAUAUAACACCAGUAGUAGAUAAUUGGAGUAGUAAUAAAGAUACAUUUAGCCUAAUUUUGGUAGAAAAUCCGUUGGCUGAAUUUGUAGACCUUCCACAUGAUGCUAAGAAACAAUUAUGGUAUUCUAACAUUAUAUGCGGUGUGCUUAAGGGGGCUUUGGAGAUGGUUCAGUUAGAUUGUGACAUUGGUUUCGUUUCUGAUGUAUUAAGAGGUGAUGCAUCCACUGAGAUUAGAGUCAAAUUAAAUAAAAUAUUGAAAGAUGAAAUUCCACUAGGUGAAGACUGA
Messenger RNA from Arxiozyma heterogenica, 636 nucleotides. It is a transcript of the gene BET3, whose product is annotated as TRAPP complex core subunit BET3. Gene Ontology annotation, biological process: intra-Golgi vesicle-mediated transport; endoplasmic reticulum to Golgi vesicle-mediated transport. The record is from RefSeq and is a predicted model, not a curated record. Lineage: Eukaryota; Fungi; Ascomycota; Saccharomycetes; Saccharomycetales; Saccharomycetaceae. The transcript has a single exon. The coding region runs from base 1 to 636 and encodes 211 amino acids. Gene Ontology annotation, cellular component: cytosol; TRAPP complex; cis-Golgi network membrane.